UCCUCUUCUGCCUCUCUCUCUCUCUCUCUCUCUCUCUCUCUCUCAUGGCACCACUUCACAGUAUCAAGCAGCUGCAGAUUUGCAGAGUCUCUCCUCCGCCCGGCUCCGUCGCUGACACAUCUCUCCCUCUCACUUUCUUCGACGUCAUCUGGUUACAACUGCCUCCGGUCCAACGCCUCUUCUUCUACCAAUUCCCACAAAACCCAAAUAACACCACCACCACAACCCACUUCAUAAAUACUCUCCUUCCCAGACUCAAACACUCCCUCUCUCUCUCCCUCCGCCUCUUCUUCCCUCUGGCCGGCAAUCUGACCCACUCUCUCGAAACAGGCGAUCUCGAGAUCUCCUACACCGAUGGCGACUCUGUCUCUCUAAUCAUUGCCAAGUCAGACGCUGAUUUCCACCGACUCGUUGCAGACUACCCAAGAGACGUAACAGAAUUCCAUCCUCUCGUACCUCAGUUGCACGUUUCCGAUGCUCGGAAACAACCCCUUCUGGCGUUGCAAGUCACCGUAUUUCCCAACUUCGGCAUUUGCAUCGGAAUCACCACACACCACGGCGCAGCUGAUGGGAGCAGCUCCAUCCAUUUCAUGAAAUCCUGGGCGUCCAUUUACCGGUCCGGCGAGGAUUCCUCGAUCAUGCCUCUCCCGGUCCACGACCGGUCCUUGACUGCACAUCUCGACGGGGUCAAGAGGGUUCUGUUAGACCAGCUGGCUAAGAUCCAGCUCGACCGAAUCCUCGAGACGUCCAGCGUCAAGGGUCGAGCCGACCCGGUCCGAGCCACGUUCGUGAUGGCUCGAGCAGACAUCGAGAAGCUGAGGCGACGCGUCUUAGCCCAACGUCUCGAAGACAGCCAGAAAGCGCUCCCUUCCUCGGCGUACGUGCUAACGUGCGCAUACGUGUGGGUUUGCCUUGUGAGAGCACGUGGCGACAGUGACGACGCCAGGGGCAAAACCGUCCAUUUCGCUUUCCCCACGGGCUAUCGUGCUCGGGAGGAUCCGCCACUACCCGCUACGUAUUUCGGGAACUGCAUCGCUCCGCGUUUCGUCGAAGCGAACGGCAGCGAUUUUUGGAGCGAGGAUGGGGUGGUGCCCGCUUCCGAGGCCAUUGGGAGAGAGAUUCCGGGGUUGGGUUCCAGGGUUUUGGAAGGCGCCGAGGGUUGGAUUCCGAGAGCUUUCAAGUGGACAGGUGAGCGAGUCGUAACGGUUGCCGGAUCGCCGAAGAUUCGCGUCUACGACACGGAUUUCGGAUGGGGGAAACCAAAGAAGGUGGAAAUCAUUUCGAUUGAAGGAACGGGCGCUAUAUCGCUUGCAGAGAGUCGAGAUGAAGCAGGCGAGAUCGAGGUCGGUUUGGCGCUGCCCAAAUGCGAAAUGGAGAGGUUCUCUUCUUUGUUUUACGAGGGUCUGAAAGUUCUUGCGUAACGGUCGAGUAGUUUGUCUAACGUUUCGGUAUAUAUCAGUCGCGACCUGAUUUUUAUU
Magnolia sinica is the source of this 1478-nucleotide messenger RNA. RefSeq names its product malonyl-coenzyme A:anthocyanin 3-O-glucoside-6''-O-malonyltransferase-like. The transcript has a single exon. The record is from RefSeq and is a predicted model, not a curated record. Lineage: Eukaryota; Viridiplantae; Streptophyta; Magnoliopsida; Magnoliales; Magnoliaceae. Bases 45 to 1421 code for a protein of 458 amino acids.